This is a messenger RNA of Pollicipes pollicipes, 3600 nucleotides long. RefSeq names its product rho GTPase-activating protein 20. The transcript has 14 exons. Gene Ontology annotation, biological process: regulation of Rho protein signal transduction; signal transduction. The record is from RefSeq and is a predicted model, not a curated record. Bases 448 to 3600 code for a protein of 1050 amino acids. Lineage: Eukaryota; Metazoa; Arthropoda; Thecostraca; Pollicipedomorpha; Pollicipedidae. Gene Ontology annotation, molecular function: GTPase activator activity.
CGCGCGGAGGCAGUGCCGGCGUCCGACGGUGGCGGUGUUGAGACGGGAGGCCGCCGCGCUCGUGCUGGACGUCCGUGUGCGGUGACGGACGGAUCGAGCGCGGCUCAGUGGUGCAGAGCAGCUCGGCGACCGGCGCGGCCCGCGAGCCGCGCGCGGUGGUGCAGGGCAGGCGUGCGGCGUUGCGCAAAGCCUGGAACAGGUGCGCCGCAAUGGAUCGUCCUAACUGGCCAGGUGCAGCGCCUGGCCCAGUAUGAACGCUACUUCCAGGACCUGCUGUCGGAGACUGCCGCCGAUCAUCCUGAUGUCGACGACCUUACCCGGGUCAGAGGAAAGGUCAAGCAGCUGGUGUCGACGCCCGGUGGCGACCUGUCGGAACUAGACCGCAUCCAAGACCUCUUCCCCAGCGACAACCUGGGCCUCCACUGCAAGGACCCGUUGCAUCCGCGCAUGAAGAGUUUGGUGCGGAAGCGCUCCGCGCCCGCCGCCCGCCUGCAAAGGGCGCUGUCUGCCAAGUCGCUGCGGCCGCCCUCAUCCGAGCGCUCACCGUCGGCCGAGGACGGCGGCGACACGAUGCCGCCUCCGGAUGUGCCCGACAGCGCGCCCAAGCGCCAGUUCGUCAUGGAGACGGCCGUCCAGUUCACCGUGGGUCUUCAGUCGCAGGACCGCCACCUCUUCCUCUUCUCGGAUAUGCUGCUGGUGGCCAAGGCGCGCUCGGGCGGCAACUUCAAGCUGAAGGACAAGGUGCGGCUGUCGGAAAUGUGGCUGGCCAGCUGCCUGGACGAGGUUACCGAGGUCACCAAGGAUCCCAACACAUCAUUCGUCAUGGGCUGGCCGACCACCAACGUGGUUGCCACCUUCAGCUGCCCGUCAACGCGUGAUCUGUGGUACAACAAGCUGAACCAGAUGAUCACGGACGAGCGUGAGAACGAGGCCAAGGCGAUCAACAUCCAAGUGGUCUACUACGACCAGGUCAACAAUAUCGACUUUUGUAAGACGCUGAGCGUAGGCUCCUCGCUGGCGGCGCGCGACUGCGUGCGCUCCUCGCUCACCAACCUGGAGAUGACGGGCGCCAGCGCGGCCGACUACCGGCUCUGGGUGCGCACCGGACUCGAGGACGCGCCCUACCCGCUCAUCGGCCACGAGCUGCCGUUCGCCAUCAAGAUGAACUUUGUGCGCGAGUUCCUUUCGGAGGACGGAGUCGAGAUGGACCACUGCAACAACAUCUACAACACCGACCCCAGCCUCAAGUGCCAGUUCAUCUUGCGCCAUGCCCGCAAGAACUGCCUGACGCCGUCACCCGACGCCGCCAAGAAGAAGAAGGCGCUGAAGAAGUCGCCGAUCCGCAUCCACAAGGUGUUCCGGCGCACCAACAGCAAGUCGGACAGCAUCGACAGCGCCAUCAGCACGUGCAGCUCGGGUCUGCUGUUCGGCCAGCCCCUGGCCCGGCUCUGCGAGAACGAGGCCAUGCCCAAGCCUAUCAUGGACAUACUCGUUCAGCUGUUCAUGAAGGGACCGUUCACGGUCGGCAUUUUCCGCAAGUCCGCCAACGCCCGUGUCGUGAAGGAAAUGCGGGAAAAACUGGACAGCGAGGUUGACGUGAACAUGGAGUCCGUCAACAUCUACGUGCUGGCGGCGCUGCUGAAGGACUUUGUGCGCUCGCUGCCCGAUGCGCUGCUCGGCUCCGACCUGUACGACGAGUGGCGGGAGGUGCCCGAGAUCGAGAACGAGCAGGAGAAGAUCGUCCGGGUCAGAGAACUGUGCGCCCGCCUGCCGCCGGCCAACGUCAACCUGCUCAGUCACCUUCUGUGCGUGCUGCACCACAUCGCACGGCGCAGCCACCACAACCUCAUGUCGGCGGCCAACGUGGCCGUGUGCGUGGGCCCCUCGCUGCUGGCGCCGGCGAACCCGGCCCAGGUGCUCACCUCGGACAAUGCCAAGCUGCUGCCCAGCGUGGUGGAGUUUCUCAUCGACAAGUGCAGCGCCAUCUUCGGUCCCCAGUGUCUGACGCAGUUCGGGCCGCCGCCGGAGCGCGAGGUCCGCACGGACAGCGGCGCCGAGGAGUCGGACAGCCUACACAGCUCGGGCGGCGGUGUGCGCCGGGACGACUCGUCCAUCGACAGUCUGGAGCGCGAGCUGCUCGGCGAGAACGAGCCGCUGCCGCGCAAGGACAAGAUGUCGGUGACGAACCUGAGCCGCGACUCGGGCCUCACGCUCUCCGACACGCAGCUGUACGCGCCCGACGACGAGGAGUCGGAGAGCACCUCGUCCGGCCACAGCGGCGGGAAGAGCGUCUACUCGAGCGGGCGCGGCUCGGACGCCGGCUACCGGCACUACCCGGCGCCGGCCAACCCCAGCGCCAUCUACGCGGCUGUCUGCCGCCGCCAGCUGGCGCCGACUCACUCGUCGCCGGCGGCCGCCGAGUACGGCCGCGCCUACAGCCCGGCCGAGGGCGUGUACGCGCGGCCACCGGUCCGUCACACCAAUUCGCACUUCAAGCGGCAGGACUGGACGCGCCAGCACCACCCGCUGCGCCGCACCGGCCGGCCGGCUACCGAAGGUCGCGCGCCGAUGCGGCGCAGCGCCUCCGAGGAGAGCCUGCUCAACAGCUACGGCGCGUUCGGCCGCGGCUCGCCGGCGGCGCACGCGCCGGCCGAGCCGCCGCGGGACUGGCAGCGCAGCCGCUCGACGCCUCACAUCGACGAGGUGGACCGCUCGUACGACUCGUCGACGCUCUCGGACGACGACUCGACGCCGCACGUGUCGCGCUCCAACUCGCGUAGCAAGGACUGCGCGCUGGCCAACGACCUCUGGGAGCGCACGUAUGGCACGCUGGACAGUCGCUCGGACAGCGGUUCGCACGCGUCGCGCCACAGCAGCUUCAAGUCGUCGCGCACGGGCAGCUUCAGCACGGUGCGCAGCACGGGCACCGUGCGCUCGCUGGAGACUGGCACGCCGCCCAGCUACGACGUGGCGCUCAGCCGACGCCAGUGGUACCAGAAGUCGCCGGGUGGUAGCGGGGUGGGCGGUGCAGCUCGCGCUCCGGCGCACGGCGUGCCCGAGCAGGUCAUCCGCGAGCAGACGAUCCUCUCCAGCCGCGCCAAGCAGCUGUACGAGGAGAGCCUGCGCAUCUACGCGCAGCAGACGGCCGGGCCAGACAUGGUGCACGCGUCGCCGGUGCGCGCUGUGGCGGCCGAGGAUGCGCCACCGCCGCCGCCGCCGCUGCCGCCCAAGACCGAGGCGCCGCCGCUGCCGCCCAAGCAGAAGACGCCCCUCAAGCGUGUGAGCGGGCCGGCGCCUGGCGGCGGACGCCUCAAGCAGCUGCCGCCGGUGCACGUGAACGUGUCGGAGUCGGCGCCGCGGCGGCCGGCCGGUGCCGAGCAGCCGCCGGCGCUGCCACCCAAGGAGCGCACCGUCAUCCAGAUUGGCGCCGAGCCGCCGCCGGCGCGGCCGCAGCGACCAAAGCGCAAGGUGUCGAAGCGCGAGGUGGAGACGCAGACGGAGACGGAGGAGGGCGGCGAGGAGGCGUGGCCGGCGCGGCCGCCGCACGUCACGCUGGUGGAGAUCGAGACCUCCAACUACGGCGAGGAGUCGUACGUGUGA